Archocentrus centrarchus (flier cichlid) is the source of this 2935-nucleotide messenger RNA. It is a transcript of the gene traf3, whose product is annotated as TNF receptor-associated factor 3. Gene Ontology annotation, cellular component: cytoplasmic side of plasma membrane; plasma membrane signaling receptor complex. Gene Ontology annotation, molecular function: tumor necrosis factor receptor binding; zinc ion binding. Gene Ontology annotation, biological process: regulation of defense response to virus; innate immune response; regulation of cytokine production. The coding region runs from base 445 to 2190 and encodes 581 amino acids. The record is from RefSeq and is a predicted model, not a curated record. NCBI's taxonomy places the organism in Eukaryota, Metazoa, Chordata, Actinopteri, Cichliformes, Cichlidae. The transcript is spliced from 14 exons.
AUCUGGCUUUAUUUUAAAGAAAGCUUCAUCAUGAACGGCCACCUGUGCUGGGAGCACCUGUCACCGAUACUGACGGGUCACUGAGAACCUUCAGCUUCUGUUCCGCUGUGCUGGAAACAGCGCCCCCCGGUGGACCGAUCUGCACGCUCCGGGCAGCUGGGGGAUUUCCUGGGCGGAAGCAGCGGAGGGGGUUUCCAGUGUGUUCAGCCCCGUCCUGCUGCUGGAUCUCUGAACUGAUCCCAGCUCCGUCCGCCUCACACAGACCGCACGACACGGAGACCUGAACCCGAAGCUGGACCAUGAGGAGUCCGUCCCAGGCCCCGAGGUUCCGAGACAGUAGCAGGUUGACGGUUUGAAUCCCGCGGAGAGGAGCCGCCGAAAAGGAGGUCCCGGGGAGUCCUGAGGAGUCCUGAGGAGCUGUGGCCUGCGGAGGAGAUUCAUGUCAUGUCCGCAGGGAGGAGUGCUGACGGCAGGGAGGUGCAGAUUCCCCUCCAGCAGGUGGCGCCCUCCCUUAUCUCGCCCCUCUCGGCAGCCCCACCCUCUCACCGCCAAACCAAUCUGUGGCCUCCAAGCGAGCCUGUUGGUCAGCAAGGUGUGCCCGCAGGCUUCCUGCCUAUUCAUGGAGGCUUCAGAGAUCACUUUGUAGAAACUCCAGAAGCCAAAUACUGCUGCGAGGCCUGCAGGCUGGUCCUGUGUCAGCCCCGCCAGACCGAGUGUGGACACCGCUUCUGUCAGAGCUGCAUCAGCGACAUCCUCAGUCAUCCAAACCCGGUGUGUCCAGCUGACAUGGAGCCUCUGUUCAGAGAUAAGAUCUUCAGAGACGUUUGCUGCCAUCGGGAAAUCAUGGCGCUGAAGGUUUACUGUCGCAGUGAGGCUAACGGCUGUCAGGAGCAGAUCAGUCUGCAGCAGAUACCUGUUCCCUGUCCGCUGGGAAAAUGUAAAGAGAGGAUGAUGAGAAAGGAGAUUCCCGACCACCUGAGCUGGAAGUGCAAACACAGAGAGACCACCUGCGAGUUCUGCAACACCAAGAUGCCUCUGACGGACCUGCAGAAACACAAAGAGACAGUUUGUCCGGCGUUCCCUGUGACGUGUCCCAACCAUUGCUCCUUCACCUCCCUGCCCCGGAGCGAGCUUUCCAGCCACCAGCACGACUGUCCCAAAGCUCAGGUCAGCUGUCAGUUCCACCGCUAUGGCUGCACGUUCAAGGGUUUGAACCAGGACAUGAGGCAGCAUGAGUCCACCUUUGCAGCUGAACACCUGAAGAUGAUGGCCAACAGGAACCUGUCAUUAGAGAACAAGGUGGAGGAUGUGAAAGGUGAGCUGAUGGAGCGGUACAAGGUGCUUCCUGCUCUCAGCAGCCGACUGUCUGAGCUGGAGAACCAGAAUGAAGAGCUGAGGGAGAAGAACCGACAGAUGGAGCAGAAACUCGCCACCAUGCAGAAACUGAUGAGCUCUCAUUCAGAGAAGCUGCUGGAGGUGGAGCUGGAGCUUUGUUCUCUACGUCUGCUCAGAGAUGAGGUGGAGAGCCUACGAGGAACACUGGAGGGUGUACGGACGAGGCUUGCCGCUCUGGAACAAGGAGGACGCGGUGGAUCUGGAGCCACAACACACACACUGGCGUCCCUGGAGGCUCAGCUGAAUCGCCAUGAUGACAUGCUGAGUGUCCACGAGGUCCGACUGGCUGACAUGGACCUGCGCUUCCAAGUGCUGGAGACGGCGAGCUACAACGGGACUCUAAUCUGGAAGAUCCGCGACUACAAGAGACGGAAACAGGAAGCAGUGGCAGCGAAGACGCUGUCGCUGUACUCGCAGCCAUUUUACACCGGAUAUUUCGGGUACAAGAUGUGCGCUCGAGUCUACCUGAACGGAGACGGCAUGGGCAAGGGGACCCACCUGUCGUUGUUCUUUGUGGUGAUGAGGGGCGAGUACGACGCCCUGCUGCCCUGGCCCUUUAAACAGAAGGUGACCCUCAUGCUGAUGGACCAGGGUCCCUCCAGGAAGCACCUGGGUGACGCCUUCAAACCGGACCCGAACAGCAGCAGCUUCCGACGUCCGGUGGCCGAGAUGAACAUCGCCUCCGGCUGCCCGCUGUUUGUGUCUCAGAGCGUCCUGGAGGCCGGGUCCUACAUCAAAGAUGACACCAUCUUCAUCAAGGUUACCGUGGAUACCUCUGACCUUCCUGAGCUGUGACCAUGUGAUCUGACUGAUGUUACCAGUCUGCACCUGGCAGAGCAAAGGAUAAUGGGAAGGACCAGAGAUGGAGGCUUGCCCAGCUGAGAGCAGCCCCAACAGAAGAAGACGAGGAGGAGACAGGAAGCAGCCAAUCAGAGUGAACUUUAUAGACUGGAAGGACAAUCCUGUUCUGAUUGGCUGAUGGACUACAGAAUUGUGUGUGUGUCCGUGUGUGCGUGUGUGAAUGGAUCAGUGUCACCGUGGUGACAGAACUCAGAGCCAACAUGGCCGCCACAAUGAGGACAUUGUUGCUGCUCAUUACUGAUGCUGUGCAUCGAGCUUUACUUCCUGGUAUUACACGUUUACAGAGGCAUGCUGGGAAAUCCACCACACCCACAGAGUGGCUCAGAAAACUAGUUAUGACCAGCUGAAACUGAUCCUGGUAAAGUGAAGAGCAGUUAGUGAGGAUGGUAGUACAGUUUUAUCUUAAGUGGGCGGGACCAGUGAAACUGUGAUGUUGAAGUAGAAGAAGCUGCUGCAGGAAAUGAUAGACAUCUUUCAGUGCGACUUUUCAGGCUUUUAAACAGGACAACGUUCUGGUAGCUCAGAGUGUCCUGUGAUAAUAAAACAAAGAUGUCCUUUUAUUUUCUCCUCUGUGGCUGCGGUGGGUUUCCAAGCAUCGACAGAAUUCUUGUGAGUUGUUUGGUUCAUUUGCACACUUUGAAAGUUUUGAAUGUUUGUGUGGAAAUAAAAACUGACAGAA